Xiphophorus maculatus (southern platyfish) is the source of this 2100-nucleotide messenger RNA. RefSeq names its product caspase-1-like (gene caspa). The record is from RefSeq and is a predicted model, not a curated record. Gene Ontology annotation, molecular function: cysteine-type endopeptidase activity. NCBI's taxonomy places the organism in Eukaryota, Metazoa, Chordata, Actinopteri, Cyprinodontiformes, Poeciliidae. The transcript is spliced from 8 exons. Gene Ontology annotation, biological process: proteolysis. The coding region runs from base 73 to 1197 and encodes 374 amino acids.
GGUGUCAGCAGUUUAUUUAAGAGCAGCGCCUGUUGCAGCAACCCCAGCACCUCCACAUCAUCUCAGUGAGAAAUGGCUCCAAAAAAGCCCAAAAAGGUUCUAGCAAAUGUCUUGGAGAACCUGUCAGAGAGGAACUUUAAGAAGUUCUGCUCAGAACUUCUGGACCGGGAUAAACGUGUCAAGAGGAGCCAGGUGGAGAGAAAAGACUUCUUGGAAGUUGCAGAGGUGAUAAUUGAGAAAUACGCAGAUGAAGCUCUGAAGGUGGCCGAGGAACUCCUGCAAGAGAUCGACUGCGAACAGGCAGCACACGACCUGGCUGAAGAGGCUAAAGAGGCAGGUUUAUACUGGGCAGAUGAUUCCCCCACUGUCGCUACUGUGAAAGACUUUUGGAUGUCCAAAAAGGGGGAUCCAGAGGUUUAUCCUGUGACUGAGGAUAACUACAGGAACCGAGUAGCUCUGAUGAUCACUAACAUCAAGUUUUCUGAUGAGAAACUGAACAGAGAUGGAGCAGAGAAAGACGAGGAGAACAUGGAGAAACUUCUCAACAGUCUGGGAUAUGAGGUGGUAAAACACCGAAACCUCACUGGAAAGGGGAUUGAUGAUGCGUUAAAAAGCUUCGCUAAACUUGACAAACUGAAGCGGACCGACAGCGUGUUUGUGGUUAUUAUGUCUCAUGGCAAACUGGGGAAAAUUUUUGGGAUUGACUACAAAGAAGACAACCAAGAUGAUUUUUCAGUCGACAAAAUUUUCAAACGCUUGGACUCCCACGGCUGUCAGGCACUAAUAAACAAACCAAAGGUCGUCAUCUUACAGGCCUGCAGAGGAGGAAGAAGUGGAGUCACAAGUUGGGUCCAUGACGGGGGAAGCACCGGGCCGCCUGCUCCACCACCUGAGGACCAGGAACCAAACCUGGAUCAGUCUGUGCACGUAGAAAAAGACUUUGUUUCUCUUCUCGCCAGCACUCCUGACAACAAGGCGUUCAGAGAGUCAAAAAAUGGAUCUAUCCUCAUCCAGAACAUCAUGGAGGUUUUCACUCCAGAAUCAUAUCAGAAACACAUUAUCGAUCUUUUCACCAAGGUCCUGAAACUUGUUUCAAAAUGUGGUGACGACAAAAAGAAACAGAUGCCAGUUAUUGACAGAAUGACGCUGAACAAGCAGUUUUUCCUCUAUCCUGGCCUCCUGGACAGCAGCCACUAAAAUGACAUGUUUUAGUGUGAGAGGAAGCAGCACGUCUUGCUCUGUCAGAUUCUGUAAGUUAAUGUGACAAGUUUCCCAGAGGCCUUUUGAGACGAGAGAUUCUGAAUGUAAACUUCAUAAAGAUAUCAAACACUGACAAAAAAUGAAGACAUGGUCAGCUGAAUGUUAACAACUUAAACUACAAAGUUUCAAAGUUUUCCAAAACCUGCUGAUCUGUUAACUAAUUCUGUUCAUUUACGUUACUUUACAUUAACUCCACCUCCAGCACCGACUGUCACCAGGCAGGUGAGCAGAGAAAUUAACCAGCUGCAAAUAUUCAUUUCUAAAGGUUUUCAGCUCUUUUUCAAGGCUGAGUUUCUGCCUUGUCAGUCUUUGUCAUGGAGUCGUUUGUAAAAAUAAAAAAAAGAAGAGAAACAAAGAAUAUAAUUUGAUUAUAGUGAAACCACAAGCAUGAUUUUCAUUGAAAUAUAUACGCAAUUUUUAUGUGAAUUCACUUUGACAAGAAAUCUACAUCACACCAUCAUUGUGUUCAGAGGCUUCAGUGAAUGUUUGUAGACACUGAUCUGUAUUAAUGACAUUAAACAAAAGACCAGGGCAAAAGUAAUGAUAAAAAUAACUUUAUUCUCCAUCUAUGUACACAAGAGACAUUAUGAGUAAAACUUCAAUUUGACAAAUUUAAAUGGCACAUAGUUUUAAAUCAGUGGGUGUUGAAUUAUCAUGAUUUCUGGGGUUUUUUGGUUUGUUAUUCAUGGUUCAAAGUUUUGCAUUAUUAGUUUUUGGGUUUGUGUGAAUUAUUCUGCGGUUCCCCUUCCUGAACAGUUUCUGUUGUUUCUGCUAGUUUGUUUCAUUCUACAUUAAGUCUUUUCAUAUUAGGCAUUCACAAUAAAAGAAUUUAAAAGAAAA